AACAAUACUAAAAAAGAAGGAGCUUCACUCGAUUUCUCGAUUUGUCCAAUUCUACAGUGAACUAACAUCCUGCUGGCAAAUCAUAGUGUACCUAUGUUCUAACAAAUGGCUUGCUUGCCUCAAUCUUCAACAACUGUAAUCCCUAAUUUCCCGAUUGAAGAGACGUUGAAAAUUCGGUGAAAUUUCUAUAAUGGCGGAGGAGAAGGACCCCACGUCGGUGCCGCUGAGUCAAGGAGCUCGCGAAGAAGAAGAAGGGCGAGAUCCCGAAGACCCGUUAAAAUCUCCUCCUGCUUCUUCGGAUUCUUCCACUCGUAGGGCUUGCUGUUUUGUACUACAAAGUUGGGUUUCAAAAAAGUUCAUGACUGGAUGUGUUGUUCUGUUUCCGGUUGCUGUUACAUUCUUUGUAACUUGGUGGUUCAUACAGUUUGUUGAUGGUUUCUUUAGUCCUCUAUAUGCUCAGCUUGGUGUUGACAUAUUCGGACUUGGAUUUGUGACAUCAUUAGUUUUUGUAUUCCUUGUUGGAGUCUUUGUUUCGUCAUGGUUGGGUGCUACAGUUUUCUGGAUUGGAGAAUGGUUCAUCAAGCGAAUGCCAUUUGUCAGGCAUAUUUACUCAGCCUCCAAGCAAAUCAGUUCUGCAAUUUCUCCUGAUCAGAAUAAUACUGCAUUUAAGGAAGUGGCAAUUAUUCGUCAUCCACGCGUGGGUGAAUAUGCAUUUGGAUUUAUCACUUCAACAGUUCUCCUUCAGAGAGACGAUGGAGAUGAAGAACUCUGCAGCGUUUUUGUCCCAACAAACCACUUAUAUAUUGGUGACAUAUUCUUGGUUAAUUCCAAGGAUAUUAUAAGACCCAAUCUGUCCAUUCGUGAAGGGAUAGAGAUUAUCGUUUCUGGAGGCAUGACAAUGCCACAAAAGAUCACUCCAAUCUCCCCAAUCGAAAGAGUUGCUCGGCAAGGUGAAAGAAUUCCUCUGAGCAGACUGGUGUAAAGAUGUGGAGUUUCCAUUUCAGGUAUGCUUAUUACCCUUGUGGACUAGACUAGACGUUAUUUGGAGUUGAAGGUGGUCGAGGCUAUAUAAGAAAAUGGGAGAUAGACAACCAUAGUGGAAUUGGACUUGUAAGGGUACCGAUUAUUCAUUUUGUACUAGGUAGAAAAGGUUGAUGAUGCCUUUGUUGUAUGGACGACCUUGUAUCUUGUCAUAUCGCUGUAUUCGAUGCGACGACGCCGGAGAUGAGAACUGAGAUCAUAUAUAUGUUGCUAUAAUUGAAAGCUUUUAUGCUAGUUUUUAGAUUUUGAA
Molecule: messenger RNA, 1291 nt
Organism: Sesamum indicum (sesame)
Lineage: Eukaryota; Viridiplantae; Streptophyta; Magnoliopsida; Lamiales; Pedaliaceae
Product: protein LIKE COV 2
Cellular component (GO): Golgi apparatus
Source: RefSeq, a predicted model, not a curated record